AUGAAGAUCGUUACAGGACCUACGCUGGAUGCUUUCCGCGAGUUGAUCGCUGUACUUUGUGGCGGAAGUCGUGGACAAAUACCUUAUCUCGACUUUUUGGCGGAUUUCACGGAGGCAACUCGCUUUGUGGACAAGACGGCUUCAGAGGUCAUUGUGGAACUGGUCAAGGAUAUCUUCAAUCUAACGAGCGAUGCUCGAUCCACAAUGAGAGCUCGCAGCGCAUCGGCCUCGAGAAGCUUGCGGUCAUCCGAAGUGGUGCGGAACGGCGAAGCGGUGUCGAUCAAUCAGUCUAAUGGUUUGGACAGUGCCACAUCCACCAUAGAGACUCCAAGAGAGGCAGUUGUUAGAGAUCAUGACGAAAAUGAACGGGCUGUAGUCGCUCAUGGUGAAGGGCCAUCAGUCUCGAGUGUAUGUAAUGGAGUGGUCAGUUCACCAUCCAGUAAUAAAUCUCAUGGUGAUAAUUCUCUGCUGAAGUCGCCUUCCUGUACGAAACCUAAGCGAGAUAUCUAUGCAAUAAGAAGCAGAAAGGUCGGCAGAGUGGGGACUUAUUCUGUCUCAGGUGUGUGCUUCGUUUGUGGCAAAGGAGGGGAUCUUAUUAACUGUGGCAAGAAAUACACCUCGACCAGUUUCUGUACCACGAAAUUUCAUGAGAAAUGCAUUGAGGUAAGUUCGUUCUCGUCAUUUUCAUUCUCGUCAUUUUCAUCAAGAAGUCUUUUUUCCUAG
Molecule: messenger RNA, 723 nt
Organism: Cooperia oncophora
Lineage: Eukaryota; Metazoa; Nematoda; Chromadorea; Rhabditida; Trichostrongylidae
Source: the annotation of a GenBank genome assembly